GUUUUGUUCUAAAUUUCUCCCAACAAAUAUUUGCUGUUAUAGGAUCCUUCAAGCGCACCAUCAAUGGCGUCUUCUUCCAUUUCAUCCGUUCACAAGAUCUUUAAGUAUGACGUAUUUCUGAGUUUCAGAGGAGAAGACACUCGUGCGAAUUUCAUUGACCAUCUUUAUUAUGCUCUUCAGCAUAAAGGCAUUCACACUUACAAGGACGACGAGAGGAUCAAGAAAGGGAAAAAGAUCAGUGAUGAACUCAUCGAAUCCAUCGAAGACUCAAAAUUCUAUAUAAUUGUUUUCUCCAAGAACUAUGCCUCUUCCUCUUGGUGCUUGGAUGAGCUUGUGAAGAUAAUGGAGUGUCACAAGACGACCGAACAUAUGGCUUACCCUGUCUUCUAUGAUGUCGAACCCACAGAGGUCCGCAACCAAAAUGGGGCAGUUGGAAAAGCCUUUGCCAAACAUGAAACUGAAGAGGGUGCUGAGAAGUGGAUAGAGGCUCUGGAAGACGCAUCAGGUUUGGCUGGUUGGGAAUUGAAGAAUACUGUUGAUGGGCAUGAAGCUAAAUUCAUCCAAAAAAUUGUUGAAGAGGUUUCCCUAGAAUUACGUUCCAUCAAUUUCAGCAUUAAUGAAAAAUUAAUAGGCAUGGAGACCCGGAUUAAGGAUGUUCUUUCAUCAUUAGGAACUGGUCUUGAUGAUGUUCACAUGAUCGGGAUUAAGGGGAUUGGAGGUGGUGGAAAGACAACAUUGGCCCGAGCUGUCUUUGAUCAAAUAUCCUUUCAGUUUGAAGGUAAAAGUUUUGUUGAGAAUGUCAGGGAAGUUUCAAAUGCUUCUUUGUCUGGUUUGAAGUCGUUGCAAAAUCAAGUCCUUUCAGAUGUCUUAAAUGAUCAAGGAGUAAGCGUAACUAAUGUUUAUGAUGGGAAAAACAUGAUGAAGAGGAUGCUGCGUGGUAGAAAGGUUCUUGUUGUUCUAGAUGAUGUGGAUCACAUACAACAACUUGAGGCUUUAGCCGGUGAGGCUAAUUGGUUUACGCCGGGUAGUAUAAUUAUCAUUACAACAAGAGAUGAACAAGUACUCAUAGCACACGGAGUGAAGUUGAUCCAUAAUAUCAAUCUGUUAUCGGGUAAGGAAGCUAUUUGGCUCUUAAGUACGUAUGCAUUUGGUAGAGAAAUUCCACUUCAAGGGUACGAAGUGCUAUCACGACAACUCGUAAGUUAUGCUUCUGGUCUUCCCUUAACCAUAAGAAUUUUGGGUUCAUUUCUUUGUGGUAAAAGUGAGCUUGAAUGGAAAGAUGCACUAGAAAGACUUAAAGCAAUUCCAUUAACGGAAACUCUGAAAAAAUUGGAAUUAAGCUUUGUAGAUCUAGAGGAUGAUUACAAGGAAAUAUUUCUAGACGUUGCCUGCAUACUAAAAGGUUGGUUGAAAGACAAAGCAAUUGAAGCUCUUGAAAGUUGUGGAUUUUAUGCUAGACAUGGAUUACGAGUUCUUGAGCAAAAAUCUCUCAUAACUAUUGAUGAUGAUGAGUGUUUGGGCAUGCAUGAUCAUAUUGCAGAAAUGGGAAGGAAUAUUGUUCGUCGUUCGCAUGCCAAUAAGCCUAACAAACAUACCCGAUUGUGGCUUAACAAGGAAAUUGAAGAUAUACUCGCUAACGAUUUGGGCACUGAAGCAACAACAUGCAUACAAUUCUACACUUGGAAAGUCAAUCCUGAAAUUGUUGUUAAAGGUCUAAGAAAAAUGAAGGAACUUAGGUUUCUUCACAUGUCUCUGGGAUUUAUUGAUUCAAGCAAAAUUAAAUUAUUGACACAAGUCAACCCAUACUUUCCCAAUGCUUUACAAUAUGUGCACUGGUAUUGUUACCCUUUUAGUUCUUUACCCAAAACAUUUCAAGCAAAUAACCUUGUUAAACUAGAGAUGGAUGACAGCAGGAUUGUACGACUUUGGGAAGGGGGAGAAAGAAAGGUUCUUAACAAGCUCAGAUUCCUUAAUCUUAGUGGCUCAACAUUGGUGACCCUUGACCUUGGGCUUACUCCGAAUCUGGAGACACUGACUCUUAGAGAAUGCCGUGAUUUAGUAGAACUUCACAUGCUUGAUGGAUGUUUAAAGCUCAUAUCCGUUGAUGUGAGUUGGUCAAAGUUGAGGAUCCUUGCUCUUGGAUCAGCUCCGAAUCUCGAGCUGUUAAAUCUUAGUGAAUGUCGUGAACUGGUACAGCUUCACAUGGCAGAUGGAUGUCCAAAGCUUAGAGACCUCAACUGCACUAACUCAAAGUUGAGGACCCUUGACCUCCGGUUGUCUCCAAAUCUUAAUACGUUGGAUCUUGGGGAAUGUGACAAUUUGGCAGAACUUCACUUGCCGGAUAGAUGUCUGAAUCUUAGAUCCCUCACACUCAGUAAUACAAAGUUAAGGACCCUUGGCAUUGGGAAGACACAUAAUCUUGAGUAUUUAGAUCUUCUGAAUUGUUAUCAUUUGGAAGAACUUCACAUGGUGAAUGAAUGUCAAAAGCUCGUAUCCCUCGACAUUAGUUAUUCAAAGUUGAGGACCCUUGACCUUAGGCUGACUCAGAAUCUGAAAAAGUUAGAUCUUAAUCAUUGUCGGGUGUUUGAGAAGUUACCCGAGGAUCUUGGCAGAUCAAAAUGUUUAGAGAAACUAGAUUUGUCAUAUACACAAAUUAAACAUCUUCCGGAUAGCUUUUGUAUGUUGAAACAUCUGAACACACUUAACCUUAAUCAUUGCUUGUUGCUUAAGAAGUUACCGGAGGACAUGGGCCUGUUAGGAGGUUUAAAAAAGCUAAAUUUGUCAGAAACAAUGAUUAAACAUCUUCCAGAUAGCAUUUGUAUGCUAACACACCUGGAAUCUCUAGGGCUUUAUCAUUGUUCUUUACUUGAGAAGUUACCUGACGAUUUUGGCCAAUUGCAAUGUUUAGAGAAGCUAGAUCUGACAUCAACAUAUAUUGAACAUCUUCCAGACAGCAGUUAUAUGUUGAAAAAUCUGAAAUCACUCAAACUUAUAUCUUGUGAGCGGCUGGAGAAGUUACCAGAGGAUCUUGGUCAGAUAGAAUGUUUGGAGGAACUAGAUUUAUCAUAUACAAAUAUUACACUUCUUCCGGAUAGUAUUUGUAUGUUGAAACAUUUGAAGUCUCUCAAACUUAUAUCAUGUAAGUGUCUGAGGAAGUUACCUGAGGAUCUUGGCCGAUUAGAAUGUGUAGAGGAACUAGAUUUAUCAUCUACAAGGAUUAAACAUCUUCCGGACAGCAUUUGUAUGUUGAAACAAAUGAAAUCACUUGAACUUUGGUAUUGUGAGUGUCUCGAGAAAUUACCUGAGGAUCUUGGCCUAUUGGAAUGCUUAGAGAAGUUAACUCUGUCAUCUACAAAGAUUAAACAUCUUCCGGAUAGCAUUUGUAUGUUGAAACAAAUAAAAGUUCUCACACUUAUAUCUUGUUGGCAUCUUAAGCAAUUACCUGAGGAUCUUGGCCAAUUAGAAUGUUUAGAGGAGCUAAUCCUAGAGAACUGUAAUCUUUUACGAGAUAUCCCCAACAGCAUUUGUAAUUUGAAAUCGCUAAGAGUGUUAAAUAUAGAAGUGAAUAACACAAUUGCCCAGAAAAGCCAAUUCACAAAUAAUUAUUAUAGCAGACUCCAGUGACGUCAUCAAGAACCAGAACCUUAUUUUUCUUGAGCAAUAUGGGGCCAGAUCGACUGUGUUUGGUAAAUAUAGCAGAUUUGUGGACAAUAUUAGUGAAAAAUUUAGGCAAAACACAGAGCACCAUUGAGCAUCUUUAGGAAUAGGAUCUAACUAUCUAUAUACCCUCUUUUUGGAUAUUUAUUUUUAUUGUUGUCCUAAAAGGACAUUACUAUUGAACUUUUAUUUGGGUG
Messenger RNA from Lactuca virosa, 3854 nucleotides. The record is from the annotation of a GenBank genome assembly. Lineage: Eukaryota; Viridiplantae; Streptophyta; Magnoliopsida; Asterales; Asteraceae.